AUGCAAAUGACCUACUACUUCGACUUGUCGGGUGCGUGUCCGGGCAUCCACAAGUGGCCGUUCGACUUUCUCGACCGCACGCCUAUGGACGACUACGCGCCCCGAUGGUCGAUCCUCUACAGCCACGGGGCGGUCGACAGCGAGGAUGAUCUCAACAUGGCGCCCAGCGGCUCCAAUCGCAGACCAAAGCCGUACCUUCAGCCCCCAAUCCUUCCUCCAAGUCCCCCUCCUAGUCCACCGUGUGCUCGCCAUCGACGUCCCGCUUCCCCUGACCAUCAACGCCGCCGCAGUCCUGUCCGCCGCGCCCACAACAUUCCCGGUAACCACCGCACACAGCUCGCCCCUGCGGAGCUCCAGCUUCUCACUCUUCCUUGCAACCGCUGGGCCCCGACGCCUGAAAGCCCGGACACCGGCACCAGCGGCGGAGGCCGAGGGAGGCGGGCGACUCGCGCGCACGCAGGCAGCAAAGGAGGGAUGCGUGGCCCAUCCUACAGCAUGGGUCCGCCGCCACGGCCGACCUCGCAGCAAAACCCCAAGGUGCGGUCGUGGACUCCGGCCGGCGGGAGAACCGGUCGCAUCACAAUCUGCCACAUCCCCUCACCACCCAGGACGGCGUCGCCAUGCUCGCUUCGGCAGGACAUGCCAGCGCGGGACGGUAGUCGAAGCGGCUUCAGCCGUCAGGACAGAGCGUCAAUGGACCCCUUCCCAAGAAUCAGCCUCGGGAGCGAUGGGCCGCCGCCAUUUGUCGACAUGUCGAGGAAGCCGCCGUACAGGGAAAGGUCGGAUUCUGCGGGAAGCAGCAUGUCGGGCGUCUCCUUUGGUGUCGCGGGGAGCCUCCGUUCGUCGGCCAAUGGCCAGGCCUCGGGAUGUGCCGAGCCGCCGCCCCCACCAAGGCACAUCCCUGCUGUCCCCAGCCCCGCUCGGGCGCCUCCGGCCGACCUAGGGCACGCGCUACGAAAAAAACCAGCUGUCUGCGAUUUGAAGGAGGCGAACGAGGACGGGGUCGAGAUGUGGGCUUGGGCAGCCACCGCCGAAAUGUACACUUUGCAAAGACGACGGCGGCGCUAGGGAAAUACUCAUCGUUGUGCGGUUUCACCCUUCCUGCUUAGAAAGCAAUGACAGUUUUGC
Molecule: messenger RNA, 1128 nt
Organism: Gaeumannomyces tritici R3-111a-1
Lineage: Eukaryota; Fungi; Ascomycota; Sordariomycetes; Magnaporthales; Magnaporthaceae
Exons: 1
Coding region: 1-1068 (355 amino acids)
Source: RefSeq, a predicted model, not a curated record